UAUCAAAUAGAUAUUGUUUCUAUGUAGUGAAUUGAAUUUAUAUUCCCACAUCCUAUAGUGAAUAGUGAUAUAGUGUAAGUGGCUUCAAGAUGCCUCUUUUUGGGAAAAAAGACUUUGGAAGAAAAUCUAAAAAGGAUGGAAAGGAAUCUGAGAAACAGCCGUCCAUUGAAGACAAGUACGUUGUAAAAGACCUUUUAGGUACAGGAGCCUUUUCUGAAGUACGCCUUAUAGAAAGUAAAGAAAAUGGACAGCUGUUCGCUUGCAAGAUCAUUGAUAAAAAAGCACUGAAAGGAAAGGAAGAUUCCUUAGAGAAUGAAAUCAGGGUGCUUAAAAGAUUUAGCGAAAAUGCUAAAGCUGAGGCUGGGGAAAAGAAAAUGUUUUCCCAUCCAAAUAUCGUCCAGCUGCUCGAAACAUACGAGGAUAAAAGCAAAGUUUAUCUUGUGAUGGAACUGGUAACAGGUGGCGAAUUAUUUGACAGAAUUGUUGAAAAGGGUUCUUACACCGAAAAAGAUGCAUCAAAUCUCAUAAGACAAGUUUUAGAGGCUGUUGACUAUAUGCAUUCUCAAGGUGUGGUACACAGGGACUUGAAGCCUGAAAAUCUGCUGUACUACAGUUCUGAUGAAGAUAGCAAAAUCAUGAUAAGCGAUUUUGGUCUAUCCAAAAUAGAAGAUUCGGGAAUAAUGGCAACAGCUUGUGGGACCCCUGGUUAUGUAGCUCCAGAAGUGCUAGCUCAAAAACCAUAUGGUAAAGCAGUUGAUGUUUGGAGCAUAGGUGUGAUUUCAUACAUCCUGUUGUGUGGUUACCCACCAUUUUAUGAUGAGAAUGAUGCAAAUCUAUUUGCCCAAAUUCUUAAAGGUGACUUUGAAUUUGAUUCACCCUACUGGGAUGAUAUUAGUGAAUCUGCAAAGGAUUUCAUCAGGCAUUUGAUGUGUGUGGAUGUGGACAAGAGAUAUACUUGCAAGCAAGCCUUGGCUCACCCAUGGAUAUCUGGAAAUGCCGCUAGCAACAAGAACAUCCAUGGCACAGUAUCAGAGCAACUCAAGAAGAACUUUGCCAAGUCGCGCUGGAAACAAGCCUAUCACGCUACCACUGUUAUCCGUCAGAUGCAAAAGAUGAUUCUCAACAGUAGUAGCUCAAGUCGCAACUCCAGCGCCCAGUCCAAAUCAGAGAAUCAACAACAACAGCCCCAAUAAAUAUGCUACGCUACAUCAUUUCAAUAAUGCAAGUAAGGUACUUAAAUUUUAUUCUUUUAACAUAUCUUGACUUUAAGAAUCCACAUUGAGUCAAGAAAAUGUAAGGUGGAACUUAAUAAAUUGUAGUAUGUAUCUGUAUUGUUAAUUGAAACCUACUGCUACAUCUGCUUGCUUUCUAAAUAAUUCUGUUAUAUAUUUAUGACUGAAUUUAUACUCUAUUAUUCUGUCACUCUACUUCUGCCAGUCAAUGUUUCAUGGAAAUCAACGAAGUGUUUAAUCAAUAUAUUUCAUCAUCAACUAGUCAAUAUAUUAAUAAUACUUGAGAGUUAUCUAUAAAAUAUGCAAAAUAUAGUAUGACAUCAUAAAAUAAAUGAAUUUAAUUUAAAACGUUAAUCUACUACUCUUUAGAACUAAAUGAAAUAUAAUAUUUGAAUCUCAUGCUUUAAAAUAUGUCACUUAUUUGAUGAAGUCCAUGUGAGUGCUUUACAUAAAAAUGUAAUCAUGGUUACAUCAUGUUAACUCUAAAUAUUAUAAGAUAAUAAGCAUCAUAUUAACAGUAGAUUGACUUCUCUUUAGCAUUCUGAACUUGUUAUAUUUAUAUUCAUAAUAUAAUUAUGGUGAUAUAAUCAAUUGUGUGUUUAGUAUUGUUGCAAAUGUUGUUAAUGUAAAUUAAAAAUUAUAAGCACGAUGUGAGAACUUAUUGUUACUAUCGUUAAAAGCUUUAGGAGCUUCCAUGAUUAUUUUUUAAGAAGGUGCUUCAGAAAGAAAAUAAAUGUUGAGAAAAUUUAUGAAAUUUAUAAAAUGUUACAGUAGCAUGUUGUGGAAAUCCAAUAGUAAAUGCUAGAUGAUCACUUGGUGGAUAAAGAUGAUAAUAGAUGGUUUGGUCGUAACUGUAUUCUAUUAUUUCGUGUUGGAAGGGAGUCAAGUAAAGUGUGAUUCUUUCUACCCUCUAUUCUUUCUGAAUCAUCUUGCCCAAUUUAAGUUUAUUAUUUUAUUUAAUAUAUUGUUUAUCGAAUGUUAUAUUUUACACAUUUGUAGUGAAGUUUAUAGUUUAACAAAAAUGAUACACAAUGAAAUAAUUUUUGUUGCAUUGUUACUUAAGCCGUUAAAGACUUAUAUUGUCAUGACAUUGAGUGUAAAUGCAUGUGUGUGUAAAUCUUUCUAUAUAAUCCUAUAAAUAUGUAUAGCUGUUUGAAAUUUAUGCUAAAUAUAGAAUGUAAGUUUUACUACUUAAAACUGAAUCCUUCCUAUAUCUAGAGAAGAAAAUUACAAUUUUAAAAUAAAUAGUUGUUCUAUUAUAAUUAUAUCGCACUGUUGAAUUAAAUGUUGUCUUACAGUAAUGCUCUUCUAUAUCUAAUAGAAUAUGUGAAACUUAUUUUAUUAUUUAUAUCCUGGGCCUAAUGGAUACAUUCUUGCAAAGGACAAAUCAGAAGAUAGCAAUCUUAAUAUCUCUGUAAGACUGACAGCCAAUAUUAAGUACAUAUUUAUUUGAUUAAUUUAUGUUGUUAAACAAGUGAUAAAAUUGUAAAAAAGUAUAAUUUUAUUCACAUUUAUCCUGUUAUUAUUAGAAUGAUUUAUUACCUCUCGCAAAAACAAAUGAUUGUAUUUAAUUAAUAUGAUCAUACCGUCAGAGAUACAUAAUAUAUUAUAGCCAUAAAUAUUGAUAAACAGAUAUGGAAGUAUCUGCAAUAUGUAUAAGGUUAACUUGAAACAUCAAUUCAUUAUAUUUUUUAUACUUAAUUUUUCAAUAUAUUAUGAGCUCUCUUGAAUGAAAAGUAUAGAUCUUCUCUUCUGAAUCUCAAAUUUUUUGUUUAUUUAGAUUGAAACAUAUUUUUAUAUAUUCCUUAAUGUAUAUAAGUAUUCAUAUCGUAUACCUAUUCCAUGUAUAUGAAAAUUGUAUUCAUAUGAUAUUUUAAUGAAAAAAUAUUGAAUGAUAAUAUUAUAUUCUCUGAGUUACAUUCCUCUCGCAACUUAUUGGUAUUUAAAAAAUGACAUUCCAUGACGCUAUUAUUAUAUUUUUUUUAUUCUUUUUUAUUUUAUAUGAAUGAUCCUGAAGCCAAGGAGUAGAUUUAAUUUGUGUAAUGUGGGUUUGGGUAUUGAUAAAUUAAUUAAUAUGAUUCUAUUUGUGGCCAUAUCAGUUACCGCUAAAGUAUGAUGCAAGUGCCAUAAUAAUUAUGUUAAAUUAGAAAUGUACAAGGAAAUUACUUUGAAAUUAGUUAGAAGUUGAAGCAUUAGACAAUGAAUAUUCCCUUGAUUAAUAAUUGGUAAUAAUGUCACAUACCUUGGCUUCAUGAUCUUAACUUUUUUUAUUGCGAAUCUAUAUCGAUUAUUUCUGGUCGAUCAUUAUUGUUAACUUUUUUUUAAAAUAUGAACUGCAUAAGUAGAAAUAUCGCCUGUCUUUUAUGUUUUAAUUAACUAUAAUUUGUGAAUCCUUAUAUAUAAAAAAAUAAAAUAAAAACUAUUCCUUGUAUUAAAUUGGCAUGUUUAUAAGAGUAAUUUAUU
Messenger RNA from Colias croceus (clouded yellow), 3695 nucleotides. Its product is annotated as calcium/calmodulin-dependent protein kinase type 1-like. NCBI's taxonomy places the organism in Eukaryota, Metazoa, Arthropoda, Insecta, Lepidoptera, Pieridae. Gene Ontology annotation, molecular function: ATP binding; calmodulin binding; calcium/calmodulin-dependent protein kinase activity. The record is from RefSeq and is a predicted model, not a curated record. Gene Ontology annotation, biological process: protein phosphorylation. Bases 90 to 1193 code for a protein of 367 amino acids. The transcript is spliced from 2 exons.